AUGACUGCUCUCGACGUCAAUGCAGGCUCGCGGUCUUCUUUCCUCAGAGUAUGGACCUCGAUCUAUGAUCCAAACAUUCUUACUCAAAGACUCAAGACCGCGCGGUUGAUAUAG
Messenger RNA from Fusarium verticillioides 7600, 114 nucleotides. RefSeq lists its product as hypothetical. Lineage: Eukaryota; Fungi; Ascomycota; Sordariomycetes; Hypocreales; Nectriaceae. The coding region runs from base 1 to 114 and encodes 37 amino acids. The record is from RefSeq and is a predicted model, not a curated record. The transcript has a single exon.